Molecule: messenger RNA, 799 nt
Organism: Andrographis paniculata
Lineage: Eukaryota; Viridiplantae; Streptophyta; Magnoliopsida; Lamiales; Acanthaceae
Exons: 1
Coding region: 46-468 (140 amino acids)
Source: RefSeq, a predicted model, not a curated record
AGCGUUUCCUAAUUUUCAGACGCUCACACUUCUUUCAUUCUUUCAAUGGCGGUUUACGCAGCAGCCGGUCGAUCGAGCGGACCGGUCAUCCGGUCCAUCACCAUCGCCCCUACCGCCGGUUUCGGCCACCGCUACUCCGCCCAUUCGCCGCCCUCCGCCGCCGCGCCGCCGUGCCGGAGGACGUGUCUCUGUGCUCCGACGAAUCACCCCGGCUCGUUCCGGUGCAGCCGGCACAAAGGCGGCGGGCCGGGAAAUAUCUCGCAAACGGCGGCCUAUGGGAGCUCCGGUGGCCGGAAUAUUUCGCGCCCCCCCACCGGGAAGAAUUCUCCGGCGCCGAUCGGUGGCGCGGAGGGGAAUUUGGUGAAGAAGGCUCUGGCGGCGUUGAUUCGGCCCUCUCUCCGUCAGCAGCGCCGCCGCGGCGAGUUCAGGUGCGGCCGGAGUAGGCUCUCCGUCAUGUCGAAGGCUUGAGAUGUGGGGAUGAUCGGAAUUUAGCUUUCGCGGCGGCGGCGGCGGUCGGCCCUUUUCCGUCUGAAGCGCCGCCGCGGCGGGGAAAAGGUUUGAAAUUUGGUGACUUUGGACGAAGCUGUGGCUACGGCGGCGAUGACGUCACCUCGCCGGAUUGGUUCUGAACGGAAAGAUUUUUUGUGUUCCGGCGACCGGAGAUGCGCCGGACGAUAAAAGAACCAAAUUGUGUGAUACUGUGAUUCGACUAUUGUGUUUUUUUUUUUUUACAUUACAUUCCAUUUGUAAUUUAAUGUAUACUUUUAUUUGAGAUAUCUAACAUUUAUUCUUUUGUAUU